AUGCCAGGUCCCAAUUUGUUAUAUGGGGAUUUUAAUGAGGUUGUGAGAGUAGAAGAAAGAAAAGGAGCUAAUGCUUUAACAGCAUCAGCGGAAGAUUUUAGAGACUGGAUACGGGAUAUGGAGUUGGCGGAUUUAGAACUAAAUGAUCGCAAAUUUACAUGGUUCAGAGGCCAAUCUUGCAGUCACAUUGAUAGAGUCUUCGUUAGCCUGGAAUGGCUUGAACAGUUUCUUGAGAUACGGCUUAAAGGUAGGACAAGAGGUUUAUAUGAUAAUUGUCCUUUGAUAGUGGAGGACAGUAGAAUAAGAGGGGGGCCGAGGCCAUUUCGAAGUCUGGAUUCUUGGUUCACACAUGAUGGGUUUCUCAGAAUGCUGAAGGUGGAAUGGAGGGGUCUAGGAGAGGUUCAAUUUACUGAAAAGUUGAAGGCUUUGACGAUACCUUUGAGUAGAUGGUACAAGGAGAAGUUUGGUGAUAUUGAUUUGAAGGUACAGCAGUUGGAAGAUGAAAUCAGGAAGUUGGAUGAUUUGGCUAGUGAUGGAGUUUAUGAUGGGACUAUGGAGGCAAGAAGGAGAGCUCUAGUUAACUUCUGUAAGCGUUGGUAUGUUAGGAAGGAAAUCUAUUGGAAGUAG
Messenger RNA from Arachis ipaensis, 627 nucleotides. RefSeq lists its product as uncharacterized. NCBI's taxonomy places the organism in Eukaryota, Viridiplantae, Streptophyta, Magnoliopsida, Fabales, Fabaceae. The record is from RefSeq and is a predicted model, not a curated record.